CCGUUGGACACGCCCGAGGCGCUUUCAUUAAACAUUUGCGAACCCUCGCCUGACGACGAACUGGGUCACAGUAUACUAUUCAAGCCAUCCCACGUUUCGGACACGAGAGAUUCACUUUCUUUCUAUCACGAGGACGAGAUGAUCGUGCUCGAAGCCACUCGACUUGCACGUGGAGCACGCGAGGCAUGGGACACGGAUCCGAUCAACACCGCGGCAGAGCCAGGGAUCGAGCCAGUAUGGGACGAGCUGUUCCGCUCUCGCGUGGCAUACCAAACGCAGAUGGUAGAAGCGCUGCAGUUUACGGUAUAUCCUCCUGCGCCUCUCAUGCCACAGCCUGCAGUGUUUCUGGACUACAUACCGUGGGUGAGAUAUAUUGUUGAGGUGGAUGAUAUUCUUGAGCGGCAAGCGUGGGAUGGGAUAGAGAAGCAGAGAUCUGGGAGACUGACCAGGAACAGCAUGAAGACGAAACAUGCGCAUGCUCGCACUAUUGAGCUGAGUGAGGAGGAGCAGCGAAUACUUGCGACGACGAAGCUUGAGGGACUCUGAGGCGAGCAUCUGGGAGUAGCUUGGAUACUGGAAAGGGAUAUCUGUGUUGCCAUACUAUCUGAUUAGAGUAACCAGUGAUGCUGUUGACAGGAGAUAUUGAACCUUGUAAGUGUAGUGUAUUGAAUGCAGUAGCGUGGUCCGCG
Molecule: messenger RNA, 689 nt
Organism: Serpula lacrymans var. lacrymans S7.9
Lineage: Eukaryota; Fungi; Basidiomycota; Agaricomycetes; Boletales; Serpulaceae
Exons: 2
Coding region: 139-546 (135 amino acids)
Source: RefSeq, a predicted model, not a curated record